UUGAGACAGACUCCCGCUUCUGGUCCUUUAUUCAGGGUUACAGCUCGUUGGUUUACUUUACUGAAAAUGAAAUUUAAAGCUCAAAACUGAAGAGUGACAGAAGCGGAGGUUGUUUUCAGAGCUUUGUUUACCGCGCAAAAAAAAAAGAAAAAAGAAAAAGAAUGGAGUCAAGUUUUAACAGGUUUUGAGUAAAAUGAAACGUAAACUUCGAGUAACCGACUCCGACUGAGGCGCUUAACUUAAUUUUUGGUGAUGGGCUCCGUGACUUCCGCUCUGACCAGGACCAGGAACGCCUUGGUCAAAGUGGGCUCGGAGCCGGAGAACCAUGACCCGGAGAGGAGCCAGUCCGCUCCGGAGUCGGACCGGGUCAACAAGAAGAGCACCCGGUUCAACGUGUCGAGCCAAACCGGACGACAGAGCUCCCGGCAGUCGCUGUCCGAGGUCCUGAGCAGGCAAGACUCGGACGGAGGGAAACAGAGCUCCAGGAGGAAGGCUGCUGAAGCUCCACAGGGCGUGGCAAAUGAAGAUACAGAGAGCUCCGCCAGACCCCAGGCCAGUUUUGCACGCUCAAAGUCCCAGAGUGCUUUGUGGAAUGCCAUCACGGCGGGGAUGGGGAUCAAAGGCAAAGAGCAAGGCCCCCUGAACGACCCACGAAGUCCUGAAGAGAUUCUGGCUGAUGAUCUUCCUGCGACAGAUGAACCAGAUGCUACAGAGAAAACUGCCAUCAGAUUACGAUGUCUGGUGAAGCAACUGGAGAGAGGAGAGGCUUCCCUCGCUGACCUCAAGAAAAACCUGGAGUAUGCAGCGUCUGUGCUGGAAUCUGUUUAUAUUGAGGAGACAAGGCGUUUGGUCGACACAGAGGAUGAGCUCAGCGACAUCCAGUCAGAGUCGGUGCCUUCGGAGGUGCGGGACUGGCUGGCCUCCACCUUUACCAGACAGAUGGGCUUGAUGCUGCGACGUAAUGAAGAAAAACCUCGCUUCCGAAGCAUCGUCCACGCUGUUCAGGCUGGCAUAUUUGUUGAGAGGAUGUACCGACGUACGUCCAAUAUGGUGGGACUCAGCUACCCCGCUUCUGUCAUAUCUGUGCUUAAGAAUGUUGACAAGUGGUCCUUUGACGUCUUUGCUCUAAACGAGGCCAGCGGGGAUCAUGCUCUCAAAUUCAUAUUCUACGAGUUGCUUACAAGAUAUGACCUCAUUAGCCGUUUCAAGAUACCGAUCUCUGCAGUGGUGUCAUUUGUCGAGGCCCUAGAAGUUGGAUACAGCAAACAUAAAAACCCCUACCACAACCUGAUGCAUGCUGCUGAUGUCACACAGACUGUGCACUACUUGCUACUCAAGACUGGCAUGGUGCACUGGUUGACUGAGCUUGAGAUCUUUGCCAUGAUCUUUGCGGCGGCGGUGCACGACUAUGAGCACACGGGGACCACCAACAACUUCCACAUUCAGACAAGGUCAGACACAGCUAUCCUUUAUAAUGACCGCUCAGUGUUGGAGAGUCAUCACGUCAGCGCAGCCUACCGCCUGCUGCAGGACGACGAUGAAAUGAACAUCCUCUACAAUCUCUCCAAGGACGACUGGAGAGAGCUGCGGGCUCUGGUGGUGGAGAUGGUGCUGGCCACAGACAUGUCCUGCCACUUCCAGCAGGUUAAGGCCAUGAAGAACUUUUUACAACAACCUGAGGGCAUUGACAAACCCAAAGCCCUGUCCCUGCUGCUGCACACAGCAGACAUCAGCCACCCGGCCAAAAGUUGGGACCUCCACCACCGCUGGACCACCUCCCUGCUAGAGGAGUUCUUCAGACAGGGGGACAAAGAAGCCGAGCUUGGACUGCCAUUCUCUCCACUCUGUGACCGGAAAUCCACAAUGGUGGCACAGUCCCAGAUCGGGUUCAUAGACUUCAUUGUGGUGCCCACCUUCACUGUGCUGACAGACAUGAUGGAGCGUAUUGUCACACCGCUCAUCGAUGAGGCCUCCCAUUCAGGAUUUGCUGGCUUCAGACGCUCGAGUCUGAACAGUAUUAGCUCAGAUGAAGCCAAGAGGCACAGUGUCAAGAGCAUGGGCUCUGACAGCAGCUCAUCAGGGCAAAGCUCUCUGCUGACAGUGGACAUGAAGAACUUCAAGGCGUUGUGGAAUGAAGAGGUGUAUCAGAACAGAGAGCGGUGGAAAGCCCAUGCUGCUAAAGAGGCGGAGGAGAGAGCUAAAAAGGAAGCAGAGGAGCAAGCACAGCAGGAAGAAGUUAUGGAACCCCAGGAGGUCCACACAGAACCCGAACAGCCUGAACCAAAGGAUGACAGCCUGGAGGGGGAGGCGCCCGAGUCAACAGAGGUCAGCAGAUCACCAGAUGGUAACACAGGGGAAACGGAGCAGGCAGCACAACCUGGGGGCGCCACGCACAAGAAUUCCCCACUGCAGAACGGAGAGUUAUCAGAAGGGGCUGAAUCUCCAGAGGGUGAAGAAAACAAGAACAAAGAAGUCGAUGAGGUAGUGAUGGAGUGAGGGAGCUGGAGAGUAUCGUGGCUACUCUGUUGGAACUGUUGCUGCAAUUCUGUCGACCUGAACCUGCUUUUACAACCUGGAUGGAACGCCUCAGACACCCCCUUCAGAGGGAGGCUCAUUGGUUGGACUGUGUCGCCCUCUACAGGACAUCGAGAAUCUGACACCCCUGCUUCCUUCUGUCUUUACUCUGAUCAACUGUUUUCACUUUUGUUUAUACUUCCAGGCUCUUGUAUGCAGGGCCAUGUGCAUUACUUCUCCCUUCCUGCUCACUGAUAGAGACUAUGUAAUCACCUUAAAAUGGCAGCCGGGGAGGUAAAGACGAGGCUUUGAUCGACUGCUGAUAUUCUUAGUUGUAUGUUUAAAGCAACCGCAGAGUAGCAUUUGUAGAAGUCCUACCUUUCUCCCUGUGCAGCUCUCGGUUAGAUUUAUUAGUCUGGUGAGCUGAAAGACACAAACUUUUUGUGUUACAGCAAUUUAUUCUAACACAUGAGUACAUAAAUGUAGAUUUGUGUGAAAUACAGAAUAGAUGCACAUUCAUGUGGACUUUUACAACUGCUACACAGCAUGUGCAAUAUAUUGACACAUGUGCAGUAUGCUGUGGUUAAAUACUACCUAAGCAAACACAGUCUUGCAUAGAAAAGUUUUCCUUGUGCUUUGGGAGCUCCUGAUGAGAGCAUGUUACGUUUGUAUGUCUUUACCACCAGUUGUGGCUCAUUUUUUCCCUGUUUACUUUCUCUGUGCUUUCCUCACACACUGUGCAAUUCUAAUGCGAUUGUGUUCCUUGUAGCCAGGUACAUAUUGGUUUUUUUUGUGUGUGUGUGUGAGUGUUUGUCUUCUUUACUGUAUAUAUUAAGCAUUUGUAUAUGUGUGUAUCUAAAGAAGAGUAGAAAUCUAUCCACAAUCCACAAUUUUGGAUCUAGUGUAAGAUAGCUGCAGUGGAAAAAUGUCCAAAAAUUAGAAUGCAGCUUUUGCAUCUGAGACAUAUCGCACUCGCAAAUGUGCUCACGUUUUUGUAACAUAUAAUAUUCUUUGUUUACUGUUGUUUCAAAGUUGUUUUGCAUUAUGUCCUGUAUGAAUCAUGCACUAGAUGUGUCCAAUAUCCUCACACUGUACGUCUUCUUCUCGAUGCCUUCUUAUAUGUAUUUGAGCUGUAGCAAAGAGUCAACAUUGUCGUUAGAGAAAUAUUCUGAUACGUGUGUUUGUUUUUCUUUUGCCGUGCAGUUCUUUUACAGCAGCUUCACCUCUAGGUUGUUGGCGUAAAGUUUAAUCAACAUGUUUACAGCCUGCUCGUACGAAUAUUAGCCAGCCGAGUCCAUCAUGCUUCUGUGAGGCCACGAGUCCAAACUGUAUCUGCUUCUCGGCUGUUUGCCAGGUUUUAAAGGCUUGUAAUGUUGUGAAUAGAUGAUGCAAAUAUUGCUUACUGUGCAUAUGUAACAUAUUGAACCCCUGCGAUGCCGGUUCAGCUUUUACUAUAUACUUAAUAUGUGUAAUCAGAAGAAAAGAAAAGAAGCAUUUCGGCAGUAUUUGCAUAACAAUGGAGUUGUUUUUCCUAAAACUGUGCGCUUUUGUUUUCCUUGUGUUCUUUGUUAUGAAAAUCCUAAAAUUUAUUGUGCCACGAUCAAAUCCUUGGUAUAUUGUACACUAAAAUAUACUAUAUAUGUGUGUAAAAUGAUCAUAUGUGUGUGUAUAUAUAUAUAUAUAUAUAUAUAUAUAUAUAUAUAUAUAUAUAUAUAGUACAUGAGGGAUUCGAAGAGGGUACACACCGCCAGAUCAUGUAAAAUUGUAGGAAUUCUCAUUUCUUUUUCAGCCAUUUUAUUUCAACAUUGUGUUCCAUUUUUUAAAAUUAUUGUAAUAAGAACAGUCACACCAUAAAGGGACAUAGCAGUUUUUCAUACAAUGUAACCACAUGCUACUUUCUACCCAAAAUAUACAGUCAGUGGUUAUUAAGCCUGCUGACUGAAUGCGUGCCUCUAUCUGUACUUUCCAUUUCACACCUUUCACUUGUAGGAAAACCAAUUUUGUGAUGUCAUUUGAAUCUGUGCUGAUCCAGGUACAGUCAAAGAAACCCGUUAAUAUCUUCCAACAAUGUUUCACACUAAAGAGUCUAUAGAGACACUGUUGGAGAGUCUGUAAAGUCAGCAGUUUGGUGUUGCAGAAGUAUAGUAUUUUUAAUGGUAUAUUUUGCUUUUUCAUCUAGAAAGAUCUAUUUUCUAGCUGUUUUGUGCUGUAUAGUGUCUGUUUUUUGCUCUAAGUACUGUUCUGUCCUUAUUUUUUUCACUCAGAGGAUGGAUUCUCCAAAAGUACAUCUUCAAUGUGUAGGAAGAUUUUUUUCCUUUUUAAUUUUGCCUCUCGUCUGUGUGUCUGUUUUUCUUCACCAGCUCUGAAGUCAGAAAAAAUCAAGUGGCUCAAAACUGAAAACUAUAAAGUGUAACAAUCUUAGCUAAUUGCAUUUAAAACGUACUGCAUCUUCAAAACAGGCUGCCAGACACUUGGUAAAGCAGGAUCUAUUUUCUGUACCACGGGACCAACACAUGUACAGUCUUGUAGUUUGCUCUACCUUCCACUUGCUGCUGUGUUAGCCUACUGUAUGAAUAUUUAAGAGGAAUUUAUACCAACCAUAAGAAGCAUAGCUGUAUUCAUGACAUGAAAAGACUUCUAAACAUGGUGUUUUGUAAUGGUUACUAUGAAACAGAUUCUAUGUUGUUUGUUUGAUGCUUUGUUUCCUUGUUUAGUCUAAAUCACCAUAUAAUGACUGAUCUCAAACUGUUCGAGUGAUUGAGGUUAGAUGGAUGUAAAGCGAGUGUGAGUCUGUAUGUGUGUGUGUGUGUGUGUGUGUGUGUGUGUGUGUGUGUGUGGGUGGGUGCACAUGUGUGGGUAUGUCUGUGUGUGAAACCACAAAAAACUAUGUGCAUUUCUGAUCUCCUCACUGUGAUCUGCUCUAUGAGAGUGCGAUGAGAUGAAUGUUUGUGAGAAAGAGUCAAAUAGUGAUGCAGCGGAGCGUAUAAAGCUGGGUGAACAAUUAAUUUUAGACCCAGCUGUAUGUUUUAAAUACCCCGUCAGGCUGAUAUGUUUGCUUAUAUAAAACAGCAGCAGACAUAUUAUAAUGGUAAGACUCAAAAAAAAAGAAACAGUGAGGUGGACAAACAAAUUAAGAGCCGCCUUAUUUUACCUUCCACUAUAUCCCUGAAUAGACAGAAUGACUGCGAGUGAAUGUAUGUGUGUGUGUGUGCGUGUGUGUGUGUGUGUGUGUGCGUGCAUGUAUGUGCAUGCAUGUGUGUGUCACUGUCCCGUGCCGGCCAGGCGGCCGUGUGUGCCACCAUGCUCUGUGACUGCACAGCCGUAUCAAUAAAUCUGGAUUCAAAGGGCUCA
This is a messenger RNA of Acanthochromis polyacanthus (spiny chromis), 5865 nucleotides long. Its product is annotated as dual specificity calcium/calmodulin-dependent 3',5'-cyclic nucleotide phosphodiesterase 1A-like. The record is from RefSeq and is a predicted model, not a curated record. Gene Ontology annotation, biological process: signal transduction. NCBI's taxonomy places the organism in Eukaryota, Metazoa, Chordata, Actinopteri, Pomacentridae. Gene Ontology annotation, molecular function: 3',5'-cyclic-nucleotide phosphodiesterase activity.